UAGAUGUAAGUGAUUUGGAGGGCCGAGGUUUUAUCAGUCAGGUCCCAUCGCCUGUCCCAGCAUCACUCAACGAUUCCUCUAUCCUCACUACACUUACAGAUUCCUCCCUUAACACAUCUUCGUCUUCAGUUUCACUACUUGACUCGUUUAUUUGCUGUUUUUACGUCUCUCUCGUUUCUUCCGUCUUCGCCUAAGUACUGUUGCGUUCCUUCUAAUUCUUACCUUUAACCUUCCCCGCCUUCGUCGCCUCGUCCUCGCCUCACGGCCACUUAACGAACUUUCGCUCAGUUUCACCCGGAAGGGUUGUGUUGUGUCGCCGCGUGAUCGGGAGGCUCGUCAAUCUGGGCAAGUGCGCUAAACAGGCAACAUGAUUUUCCUCCUCCGCGCCCGCUCCGUGUUCUGCGUCAGGGUGGGCGGCGUGAUCACCGAGGCAGCUCGUGUGGCCGCAGAGGCAGCCAAGAGGGACCUUAAGAUCCAGAGUCGCGCCUUCUCCGUCACCUAUGGCAAGAUCACGGACCUCAAGCCCAAGGUGCGCUCGUUCGUGGAGGACAGCGCCCGCCUGUGCCAGCCGGAGAAGGUGCACAUCUGUGACGGCAGCGAGCGGGAGCUGCGCCACCUGCUGAACGUGAUGCAGCAGGCGGGCAUGAUCGAGCCGCUGCCCAAGUACAAGAACUGCUGGCUGGCGCGCACCGACCCCGGCGACGUGGCGCGCGUGGAGAGCAAGACGUUCAUCGUGACGCGCGACCGCCGCGAGACCAUCCCCACCCCGAAGGAGGGCGUGCGCGGCCUGCUGGGCAACUGGAUGUCCCCCGAGGACCUGAAGGGAGCCGUGCAGGAGCGCUUCCCCGGCUGCAUGGCCGGCCGCACCAUGUACGUGGUGCCGUACUCCAUGGGCCCCGUGGGCUCCCCUCUGUCCAAGAUCGGCGUGCAGGUGACCGACUCGCCCUACGUGGUGGCGUCCAUGCGCACCAUGACGCGCAUGGGCGGCCGCGUGAUGGAGGUGCUCAACGAGGAGGACUUCGUGCGCUGCCUGCACUCCGUGGGCUGUCCGCUGCCCGUGACGCGACCGCUGGUCAACAACUGGCCCUGCGACCCCGCGCGCACCAUCGUGACGCACGUGCCCGAGAACAACGAGAUCAUCUCCUUCGGGUCCGGCUACGGCGGCAACUCCCUGCUGGGCAAGAAGUGCUUCGCACUGCGCCUGGGCUCCGCGCUGGCGCGCCGCGAGGGCUGGCUGGCGGAACACAUGCUCAUCCUGGGCAUCACCAACCCCGAGGGCGAGAAGCGCUACAUCGCCGCCGCCUUCCCCUCCGCCUGCGGCAAGACCAACCUGGCCAUGAUGACGCCCUCGCUGCCGGGCUACAAGGUCGAGUGCGUAGGCGACGACAUCGCCUGGAUGAAGUUCGACUCUGAGGGCGUGCUGCGCGCCAUCAACCCCGAGAACGGCUUCUUCGGCGUGGCGCCGGGCACCUCCAUGCAAACCAACCCCGUGGCCAUGCAGACAGUGCUGUCCAACACCAUCUUCACCAACGUGGCCAAGACUAGCGACGGUGGCGUGUUCUGGGAGGGCCUGGAGAAGGAGACUCCCAACGACGUGUCUAUCACAUCCUGGAAGGGCGAGGCCAACUGGAGCCCCGAGCUGGGCACUCCCGCCGCCCACCCCAACUCCCGCUUCUGCACGCCCGCCAGCCAGUGCCCCAUCAUCGACCCCGCCUGGGAGGACCCCGAGGGCGUACCCAUCUCCGCCAUCCUGUUCGGCGGCCGCAGGCCGCAGGGCGUGCCUCUCAUCUACGAGGCCAACGACUGGAAGCACGGCGUGCUGGUGGGCGCCGGCAUGCGCUCCGAGGCCACGGCCGCCGCCGAGCACCGCGGCAAGGUCAUCAUGAACGACCCCUUCGCCAUGCGCCCCUUCUUCGGCUACAACUUCGGCCACUACCUGCAGCACUGGCUCAGCAUGGAGGGCCGCACCAGCCGCGCCAUGCCCAAGAUCUUCCACGUGAACUGGUUCCGCAAGAACGAGAAGGGCCGCUUCAUCUGGCCCGGCUUCGGCGAGAACGUGCGCGUGCUGGACUGGAUCCUGCAGCGCGUGGAGGGCCGCGACGUGGCCGAGGAGAGCGCCAUCGGCCUGCUGCCCAAGCCCGGCUCCCUCAACCUGGCCGGCCUCGAGGACCACAACAUCGACAUGGACGAACUCUUCAGGCUGCCUAAGGACUUCUGGACGCAGGAGGUGCGCGAUAUCGCCACCUACUUCGACCAGCAGGUGGGCGACGACCUGCCCAACGAGGUGCGCGAGCAGCUCAAGAUGCUCGAGAAGAGAGUCGAGAAGAUGUAAACGUUUCCUGUGAACCGGCGAAUCAAUGACGACACUUACCGCCCGUCCCUCCAUAUCCUUCAUGAGAGGCCCUGGCCGGGCGGCGCCCCCCUGCAAGGAGGGGCGCGUGCCAAGGCCUCAUCUUCACGGUCUCAUUCAUCAAUGCAAGCUUUCCGCCUCAGCUGGGCUGGGCGUUACCUGCGCGGGUUUUACUGCGUCUCCUGAUUUGCAUAUGUGAUAGUAAGCUCCCUUGAGGGAACCUAAAUAAUAAAUAUUUUUUAUACAUGUCAA
This is a messenger RNA of Scylla paramamosain (green mud crab), 2602 nucleotides long. Its product is annotated as phosphoenolpyruvate carboxykinase, cytosolic [GTP]-like. Gene Ontology annotation, molecular function: phosphoenolpyruvate carboxykinase (GTP) activity; GTP binding; manganese ion binding. Gene Ontology annotation, biological process: gluconeogenesis; cellular response to glucose stimulus; response to lipid. The transcript has 3 exons. The record is from RefSeq and is a predicted model, not a curated record. Gene Ontology annotation, cellular component: cytosol. NCBI's taxonomy places the organism in Eukaryota, Metazoa, Arthropoda, Malacostraca, Decapoda, Portunidae. Bases 368 to 2332 code for a protein of 654 amino acids.